AUGUGGGUCCUCCGAAGGAGCGCGGCCAUUCCACGAACGUUCACAGCUCGAUUCGAUUCCUUGGCACAUUCACCUUCAUCGGCGUCAAAGAUAUUGCUUAGCGGUCCGGCUACUGUACCGGAUCCCUUGCCGGGCUUCAAGAAGGCUGUUAUCAUCUAUGGCGUCUACCUUGGAUUUGAAUACGCGUAUCGAUUCAUGAACGCUCCACCUCGCCGCAGUCAGUUGCAGCACCAUUAG
This is a messenger RNA of Seminavis robusta, 237 nucleotides long. Lineage: Eukaryota; Bacillariophyta; Bacillariophyceae; Naviculales; Naviculaceae. The record is from the annotation of a GenBank genome assembly.